This is a messenger RNA of Colletotrichum orchidophilum, 1248 nucleotides long. RefSeq names its product CFEM domain-containing protein. NCBI's taxonomy places the organism in Eukaryota, Fungi, Ascomycota, Sordariomycetes, Glomerellales, Glomerellaceae. The transcript is spliced from 7 exons. The record is from RefSeq and is a predicted model, not a curated record. The coding region runs from base 1 to 1248 and encodes 415 amino acids.
AUGCGUUGGGCACGGCUCGCGCCUCCCUUGCUUCUGCUCUGCCUCGGCACCCUGACAAGAGCAUUCGACCUGCCCGACAUUCCUCAAUGCGCUGUUCGUUGCCAAUUAGAAGCCAUUCCCCAGACAGCAUGCGCUCCCAAUAAUCAGACAUGCCUCUGCAAAGACACGUCAUACAUCAAUCUGGUAGAGCCAUGUGUCAAAGCAAAUUGCAAAGUCAAAGAGGCCCUGGGUCAGUACAUGAAACCCCCUCUCAAGGAGCCCCUGCUGAUUGUUCACCCAGUCACGCAAAAUAUCACAACAACAGAAUGCGGCUUUCCAACGACGAACGAUUUUGCCGUCAUCAAAAUCAUCCGCAUAGUUUUGUUUCUUGUGCUGCCUACUCUCGCUAUCAUACUCCGUUUGAUCGUGAAGAUCGCCCGAAUAUCAACGUGGGGAGCUGACGAUACAACCAUCGUGUUGGCAUACAUCUUUUUGAUAACUAUAAUCCCGCUCAACCACCUAAAUGAGAUGAACGGAGCUGGGCGAGAUAUCUGGACUCUCUCCUUCGACCAGAUUGACCACUAUUUCAUGACCUUUUUUAUCGCGCAGUUACUGUACACAACCAACCUGAUGCUGAUCAAAUGUUCCAUUUUAUUCAUAUUUCUCCGGAUAUUUCCGGGCGAGAAGAUUCGUGUGGUUCUAUGGGCAACCCAAGCUUUCAGUCUUGCGCUCGGAGUCGCAUACAUACUACUCGGAGUGUUCCAGUGCCAGCCCAUCGACCUGGUAUGGAAACAGUGGUCCAGGGAGUAUCCAGGGCACUGUGUACCGCUGAUAACAAUAGGACUAUCCCACGGAGCGAUUAACAUCGCACUGGAUGUCUGGAUGCUCCUAUUACCGGUAACUCAGGUGAUGGCCCUGAAUAUGAAACGCCAGAAGAAGUGGGCGGUAUUAUUCAUGUUUAGUCUCGGUCUAUUCCUCACAAUUGCCAGCAUUAUACGAUUGAGAGCAAUUAUGAUGUAUACGGUUACUUCAACGAAUCCCACUGUUGAUUCAACGCCCAGCGCUGUGUGGUCAGACGUGGAGCUCGACGUGGGAAUUUUCACAGCUUGCAUCCCGAACAUGCGGCAAUUCGUCUGCCGCUUCGUUUUGAGGGAGUCGAGGCGGGCAGAAAAGUUGAGCUCGACACAUGCACAAAAUCGAAGUUUGGAAGAAAAGCCACCGCCACCGCUGCCGACGGCGAGGGCGUUUGAGGAGGAGCUGAGAUGCUAA